Molecule: messenger RNA, 1304 nt
Organism: Daldinia caldariorum
Lineage: Eukaryota; Fungi; Ascomycota; Sordariomycetes; Xylariales; Hypoxylaceae
Product: O-methyltransferase
Exons: 3
Coding region: 206-898 (230 amino acids)
Molecular function (GO): O-methyltransferase activity
Source: RefSeq, a predicted model, not a curated record
GGCGCCGACCCUACGUUUCUAAGUUAGAGCAUUAACCUGAGGGAAGAUGAAAUAUGUGUCUAACUAGGAAUUCGUAGGCCGUAUCCUCCACUUCCUCGCGUCGAAUGAUAUAGUUCGAGAAACGGGAGAGGAUGAGUUUAGUGCAACUGCGGUUACUCGGACCCUUGCCCGUCCAGGGUUCCAGGCAGGAAUUUCUCAUUCGUUCAUGGCUUCCAUGCCAUGUCUUCAAGAGACACCACAGUUUCUUGCCGACACCAAAUACGCCAACCCGACCGAUGUCUUGCAUGGCCCCUUUCAGAUCGUCCACAAGACUGAUAAACCGGCUUAUGCAUGGGCUAUGGGACAGCCCAAGCUCAUGGCCGACUUCAAUCUGUGGAUGGCUGAGCAACACCAGGGUCAGAGGACCUGGCUGGACGUCUUCGACUUUGAAAAUCAUGUGCGAAGCUCAACGGCAGACACCAUCGUAUUCGUUGAUGUUGGCGGCGGAAUUGGGCAGCAGUGUGCUCUUCUCAAGAAAACACACCCUCAGGUCCCGGGCCGCGUGGUUCUGCAGGAUCAGCCUUUUGUGCUGCCCCAUGCCGUCCCCGUAGAUGGGGUCGAGAAGCAAACUUUUGACCUCUGGGCUGAACAGCCCAUUAAAGGCGCUCGGAUAUAUUACAUGCGGAAUAUACUGGAAGACUAUCCCGAUGAUAAGGCAAUCAUCAUCCUGAAAAAUACGAUGCUUUCCAUGGCACAAGACUCGCUCCUCAUCAUCGAUGAGUUGAUCAUUCCUAACCGUGGUGCAAGUCCACGUUCGACGUUUCAGGACAUGACCAUGAUGAUUACUUUGGCAUCGGCGGAAAGGACUGAGCGGCAGUGGGAUGCUCUUCUCGAUAGGGCAGGUCUGGCUGUGCGAUAGAAAACCGCGUACAAUACUGCCACGGGGGAGAGUAUCAUAGUAACAGCCGCCACGACGAGCCAUUAGACACGGCCGUGCAGCAUGUUCGAUAUUGCUAAAGUCAAUGGCUAGUUCACUUCGCAAUUUGCCCAGUAAGGUACCAUAAGCACGACGGCUCCAGGUAGCUAAAAAGGGGACAUUUUCGGAUUGUAACCUUGACCUGGGUGAUUAUAAUUUAUCAGGUGUCAGAAAAUACAAUUAAUCAUGCCUUAAAUCCCUUAUUCAAUUCCGAUUUUACUCUGCCUCAACGUCACAAGGCUUGCAUACGACAUACGACUAUAAAUUUAUACCUAUAGAUAUAUCUUAGGCAACUAUCCACGUUCUUGCGUUAAUUUCUUGUAAGGGGUGGCCUUUCCAUUCAUGUGGC